UUUUAGGAAACGGAAGUCGUAAUGUUUACAAACGAGCUAACAGCCAGCAUGCUAACAGAGAGGUGAGCUAUGCUUUCCUGGUCCAAUGCGGCUCUUACAGGUAUUAUCCGGGUUGAAAUUACUGCGUUCAAUCUUUUAACUGUGGGGGGGUUUGUCUCGAGUCUCAUCCGGCGGUCAGAGGCUCAAAGCCGGUUCACGCGGACUCGUCUGCUCGGAACAACCACCUGGGAGAGAAGGUGCUUCUCCGGAGGCAGACAAAUGCCAAGAAAGGAGAUGAAAGGAAAGCCGGUGGCGGCGGCUGGAAGCGCCGCAGCUCAGACACGAGCUGCAGGUCCAGUUACUGCGGACAAAAGUGGAGCUGUCACCGUGAGCGUGCACGUGAAGCCCGGCUCCAAGCAGAGCGCCAUCACAGAUGUCUCUGCAGAGGCCGUGGGAGUCUCCGUUGGAGCUCCACCUACAGACGGAGAAGCAAACACAGAGCUCAUCCGGUACCUGGCAGACGUUCUGGACCUCAAGAAGAGCCAGAUAUCGCUCAGCAAGGGCUCCAGAUCCAGAGACAAACUCAUCAGAGUGGACUCCUCUCUCAGUCAGGACGAGGUGCUUAGGAGGCUACAGGAGGCUGUUGGCUAACCAAGGGAGAGAGGCUAGACCGUAGGACACCAGUCCUCUGUUUAUCUCCUUCCUCUGUCAGGUCUCUCAUUGUUUCAAAAGUUUAGAAAAUCUUUAAAAAGAUGCAGGAUUAUUCUUUUGUCGACAACAAUUUCUGGAUUAACAGGUGAGAGGAAGUUCUAAUCCCUGAAAACACAAACUUCAAAUAUUUUGUAAAUAAACGUGUGGCUUUUUUUAAAAACUGA
This is a messenger RNA of Oryzias latipes (Japanese medaka), 854 nucleotides long. NCBI's taxonomy places the organism in Eukaryota, Metazoa, Chordata, Actinopteri, Beloniformes, Adrianichthyidae. The record is from RefSeq and is a predicted model, not a curated record.